GAAACUUCCCAUCAUCCUUUGGAAGGUCCAGUCACUCGGGAGCAGCUGAACCGUUACCGAAAUGUGGCUGAAAAUGUUCGAAGUGAACUUGCAGCAACUUUGGUCAAAUUUGAAUGUGCCCAGUCUGAGCUUCGAGACCUCCGUUCCAAGAUGCUUUCUAAAGAAGUUUGCUAUCAGGAACUGAAAGCUGAACUGGAGAGUUACAAAGAAAACAGCAGAAAAUCAUCUCUUCUCACCUCUUUGAAGAGCAGAGUUCAGGAGCUCGAAGAAGAAUCGGUGGCACUUUCCAGUUCCAGAAUCAGAGCAGAAACCACAGCUCAGACUGCAAUCAAGGAGAAGCAGGGACUCAUGAAGAAAGUUGAGGAACUAGCCGAGAAAUUACAAAAAUGUUUAAAGGAAAAUGAGGAGACAAAGAAACAAGUCUCAGAGAAGUGCAGGAGACACGAGGAAUUUCUAACUCAACUUCAUGACUGCUUGGAUCCAGAGAAGAAGCACGAGAAGGCAUUGGAUGAAGAUUUUAUGUUAAAGCUUAGAGAGCUGCACAAGGAAAAUGCAUCCAUGAAAGGACAAAUUGUUACACUUGAAGAGACAAUAAACGUCCAUGAGAUGGAGGCAAAAGCUAACAGAGAAACGAUCAUGAGGCUGGCGUCAGACGUCAACAGAGAGCAGAGCGGAGCAGCCUCCUGCAGUGAAGAGAAAGCCAAGUUGAACCAGGAGUUGCUCAUUGCUCUGCAGGCAAAAGAAGCUCUUGAAAGGGAAGUUAAGAUCUUCCAAGAAAGGUUACUUGCUGGUCAGCGGGCCUGGGAUGCCUCGAAGCAGGAACUGAGUCUCCUGAAGAAAGGUUCACAGGAGUUAGAGGCAAGCUUGAAGGCCAGUCGGGAUGCAGCCACAGCCUCACAAAGCCAGAACUCCUCCUUUAGGGAGAAAAUUGCAGCCCUCCUUAGGGGCAGAUUGGAUGUGACUGGGUCCACAGAAGAUGCCAUUUUGGAGAGGAUUCAAAAAAUGGGUGACCAGGAAGAGAGCAGGAAAAGGAUGGUCUCCCAGCUGGAAGCCCAAGUAUCUGAGCUUGUGGAGCAGUUGGGAAACGAGUCUGAAUUUCACCAGAAAGCUCUGCAGAGGGCCCACAAGGCAGAAAACGAGCUGGAGACUCUUCAGGACCAGCUGACACACCUGGAGGGAGAGCUGGUGUCUGGAGCUGUUUUGCGAGACAACUUGAAUCUCGAGAAGCAAAAAUAUCUGAAAUUUCUGGAUCAGCUGUCAGAAAAAAUGAAAUUAGGCCAUAUGGCUGCUGAACUUGGCUUUGACAUGCGUCUGGAUGUAGUUUUAUCUCGUACAGAGCAGCUGGUCCGCCUUGAGAACAGCGCAGUCAUCGAAAACAAGACUAUUGCCCACAAUUUACAGAGAAAGCUGAAGACUCAGAAGGAACGACUGGAGAGCAGAGAGCUCCAUAUGAACCUCCUUCGGCAGAAAAUAGUGCAACUGGAGGAGGACAAGCAGGUGCGCACGGCCUUGACCGUGGAGAGGGAUGAUGCCCAUCUCACCAUCAGGAAGUUGGAGAAGAAGGUGGAGAGGAUGCAGAAGGAGCUGAGCAUGUGUCGUGAGUCCAACACUGAGCUCAAAGCCAAGCUGGCUGAUACCAACGAACUUAAGAUUAAAACUCUGGAACAGACCAAAGCCAUUGAAGACUUAAAUAUAUCCAGAGAUAAGCUGGAGAAGAUGAAGGAGAAAGCUGAGGAAAAGUUGAUGGCUGUCCAGUCGGAACUGGAUGCCACUGAGCUUGAGGCUAAGGAGGACAAGGAAAGGGCAAGAAACAUGAUAGAGGUGGUAACCAGUGAAAUGAGGACCCUCAAAAAGUCUUUGGAAGAGGCAGAAAAGAGAGAAAAGCAGCUGGUGGACUUCAGGGAGGUGAUUUCCCAGAUGCUGGGCUUAAACAUGACCACUCUUGCCCUUCCUGACUAUGAGAUCAUCAAAUGUCUAGAAAGACUGAUCCAUUUAUAUCACCAUCACCUUGUUCCCUGUGCCUGCCUCAGAGACAUGACGACUGGGGAAGAUAGGCACCCACACGACCACUUAAAACUUCUUCAUUGA
Molecule: messenger RNA, 2088 nt
Organism: Castor canadensis (American beaver)
Lineage: Eukaryota; Metazoa; Chordata; Mammalia; Rodentia; Castoridae
Source: RefSeq, a predicted model, not a curated record